CAAAGACCAGGACGAUGUAACACUGUAGUCUGUGUAAUACGUACCCUGGUUGCUUAUCACCGUACCUAGCUUGAGGGAGAGCAUCUUCAUUAAGGUACCCGCAAAAGAAGCUGGGCCUCAACCUCUGCUAUCGUGGAGAAAGAACAAAGCCUCGUUGGCCUUUGCUGACCAGGUUCUUCCUACACAAGCUAUCCUAGGGUGCCUAAUGGCUGCCCCACGCUUGAACAGAGCUCUCCUUCUUGUCGCGCUUUCGGCGGCCUACUUCGUUGCAACCUUACCAUACCCAGCUGCUGCCGAGCGAAAUGCUGCUGCCCCAAAUGCAAACGAAGUUCUUCCAACUCCGGUCAACGUGGAAGAGGCGUGCACAAAAGAGGUAUUCCACAGCUUGACACACCACUAUCGCAGCUGCAGCCGGAGUUUCUUUCAUGUUGAAGACCCAGAUGAAGACUGCUGCGAGGGACUGGCCCACUUCUACGGCCCCCAGUCGCCGAUGCCCUCCCGCAACUGCUUCUGUGACGCGACGUAUGCCGCCUGGUUCACCAAGAUGUAGGUGUUUGAAAACCGUUCCUACUACCUGAUGGCGACAGCGUUCAAGGUUUGCAAGAACUUUAACAUCACCGUUGGUUACUUUGACGACGGGGAGGGCCCUUGCGCGGGGAAAGAGUACUCCGCAGAAGACGUUGAAGGGACGUGCAUCAAUUGUUACAAAGACGGGCCACAUGCUUCCCUUGCAGACUGGCUAUCCCGCUUGGAUCAGGACUGGGGGAUUGCGAUGUCGUUUGCCAUCUUCUGGGUUUCCUUGUUCGGCUGCAUCAUCCUAGUGGGCUCCUUGACCCUGGACCUCGCGAAAGACGCCCAGAGGGUGGUGGCGAAAAAGAUGAGCUGAAUCAUCAUCAUUAACUAGCGAGGUACUUGAGUCACGAAGAGCAUUGGGCCAAAACCAAGAAGGAUAUGUCAAUCUUGGUCCAGCUCUUGACCGUUUAGCGCCUGUCGAAGAACGCGGCCGUAUGCAUGUCCCGCAUGCUUGUUGACACUAGGACGGACGCAUCAGUGUCCAACUCUAUCGUAGGACAUUGUGAGCUGCCAGAAGCUGUCUCGAUUGUACAGCAAUUGAAUUGAAUGUACUCUGGCCGAUCCGAUCCAUGAUAGUUCCGGCCUGCC
This is a messenger RNA of Klebsormidium nitens, 1161 nucleotides long. The record is from the annotation of a GenBank genome assembly. NCBI's taxonomy places the organism in Eukaryota, Viridiplantae, Streptophyta, Klebsormidiophyceae, Klebsormidiales, Klebsormidiaceae.